AUGCCCGGACACGGAUCGAGCCCCUCGGCACAAUACUCCAUCACCCGCGGGCUCUGGCGCCACGACUACAAAGUCACCACCGGCGGGAAACACAUCUAUCACGUGGACAACUCACACCUGACCCCAGGCAAGCCCGACCUAACCUUCCACGCCGGCGCCGACAACAACGCGCCCGUCGCAGGCGUCUGUAAAUACCGACACUUCUCAUCCGACACAGAGGUCGGGCUGGGCAACCCUAACUCCCCCCAGACGAUGGCAUGGGUACGUCUCAACCGUGAAGGAAUGAUGUCGGUGCGCUAUUCCUUCCGGAUGAGCGUGGGCGACCGGCAGCCUCGCACGUUUACCUGGAAACGGACGCAUGCGAUGGGGUCAGGCGCCGGGGCCCUGAAGCUAGUGGACGAUUCAGAGCGGGUAGUGGCGGUCUUCUCGUCGGGCACUGCUUUCUCCAAGAGGGCUGGGCAAUUGGACCUCUAUGCCCAGUAUGGCGAACAAUUCCAGCUCAUGGUGCUGCUGAGCGGGCUAGCCUUGCGCGAAAAAGCCACACGAUCCAGAGCUGCUGCCGGUGGGGGCGGCGGUGGUGGUGGAGGAGGAGGAGGAGGGGGCGCUUGA
Molecule: messenger RNA, 609 nt
Organism: Penicillium canariense
Lineage: Eukaryota; Fungi; Ascomycota; Eurotiomycetes; Eurotiales; Aspergillaceae
Exons: 1
Coding region: 1-609 (202 amino acids)
Source: RefSeq, a predicted model, not a curated record